AUGGCGGCCCCGGGCUGGGCGCCCACCCACGCGCGGGUGACGGUGCUGCGGGCGCGGGGGCUGCGCUCCAAGGCGGCGGGCGGCGGCGGCAGCGACGCGUACGCGGUGAUGGCGCUGGGCCGCGACAAGUUCCGCACGUCGGUGGCCGAGCGGUGCCGGGGGGAGCCGCUGUGGCGGGAGGAGGCCACGUUCGAGCUGCCGCCGCGGCCCGCGCUCCGCCUCACCGUCCUGCACCGCGCCCUCACCGGCGCAGACAAGUUCCUGGGCCGGGCGGAGGUGGAUCUGGCGGCGCUGAGGGACGACGGCGGGCGGCGGCACACCAGGUGGUACAAGCUUCGCUCCAAACCAGGGAAGAAGGAAAAGGAGAGGGGGGAGAUCGAGGUGGACAUCCAGUUCAUGAGGAGCAGCAUGACAGCCAGCAUGUUUGACCUGUCCAUGAAGGACAAGCCUCGCUCUCCCUUUGGGAAGCUCAAAGACAAGCUCAAGGGCAAGAGGAGCAGUGGCCUCUCGGACACGGCGUCGGCGAUCGUUCCCAGCACGACCCACUCCCCUGCUGACAGCGAGGACGAGGCGGUCGAGAAGGAAAAGAAGAAAUCCAAGUUCAAAGCGCUGUUCUCCAAACCUGGGCUGCAGAAGACCCUGUCCCAGUCCAUGUCAGUGCUGCCCACGCAGCAGCCCGUCACCCAGAAGGUUCGGCUUCGGCCCAGCGACUUCCAGCCCCAGUGGGAUGAGGAGGAGUCUGAGACCUCUCCGACCUCAGAACGAGCCCUUGGAAAUGCCCUGGAAGAGAAGCCAGCUCCUUCUCCUCUGUUUAAAUCUCGUAAAACAGCCCUUUUGGACAGCAGGCAGCUAACCCAAGGAACCAGUAACCACACCAAGAAGGAAGGGCUCUCUUUGUUCAGUGGCCUGAAAUCCAAAAGUGAUCCCGUUUCCAAGUCUAGCCUGUGUAUCAACGGCAGUCACGUUUAUAUGGAAGAGACCACGACGAAGGACAACACUCCAGCCUCCUCUCCCUCUCCUCUCAACUUCAGGAGGAAGCAGCUCUUCGCUUCAGAGGAGAACCUGUCCUCCAGGUCCAGCAAACCACCUGAAGAGACGGGAAGAACCUCUCCUAGUCAGGCUUUCUCUGGGCCCACGUCCUUGGAGACCUUCAAAUCCAUGACUCUGCCGUCAUACAAACUGCUGAGCAGUGAGGAGCCCCUGGACACCAGCGUUCCCCCGAGCACCGAGGCUGUGAGGGAGCCCAGAAAACCAGACCACAAAAAGUCUGCCUUGCUCUCCCUGGUCACCGGGAAGAAAGAAGUGGGGAAGGUGGGAGAUGCUGAGAAUAUUCCCGACAGGACCCUGCAGAGUGAGGAGAACAAAAUUCCAGAAGAGAACAGUGAAGAGGAGGCCAAAUGUCUUGAACCCUCAGCAGAGCUGGGCAGAGGGGACCCAUCAGGAGACACUCAGAGCACAGAAGACACCUUUGCAAACAAGCAGCCACUCGGCCCUGGUGAGGAGGAACGGAAACCUGAAAAAGCUGCUGCCCCAGCCAAGACCAAAGCUGUGAGGCCCACAGUGAAGCCCAGACUCCAUCCUGUGAAGCCAAUGAAUGCCAUGGCAAACAAGUCUCAGAGUAAGAACCUGAAUGUCAUCAGCACCAUGAACGAAAAACUGCUGGAAAUGAGUGUGAAGAAAUACGAGCCCUCAGACCCUGCCUACGCCUAUGCCCAGCUGACACACGAUGAGCUGAUCCAGCUGGUGCUGAAGCAGAAGGACACGAUCACCAGGAAGGACGUCCAGGUGCGGGAGCUCGAGGACUACAUCGACAACCUGCUCGUCAGGGUCAUGGAAGAAACCCCCAACAUCCUCCGUGUUUCCAUGUCUGGGAACAAAAAAGCUGGGAAGAUGUGAAGGGUCUGGGCAUGCUGGAGAAGAAGGGCCGAGUUCCCGCCGGAGGAGCGUGAGGAGCCGGUGUGGAGCUGCUGGUGCCGGUCGUGCCGCCCCUGGAAAAUGACCUUUUUCCUGUUUCUGCCUUGAGCAACUCUCGGGUUGAUUAGUAGUUCCAUCAGCUCUUG
Molecule: messenger RNA, 2060 nt
Organism: Pipra filicauda (Wire-tailed manakin)
Lineage: Eukaryota; Metazoa; Chordata; Aves; Passeriformes; Pipridae
Gene: RAB11FIP1
Product: RAB11 family interacting protein 1
Exons: 5
Coding region: 1-1896 (631 amino acids)
Biological process (GO): regulated exocytosis
Cellular component (GO): intracellular membrane-bounded organelle
Molecular function (GO): small GTPase binding
Source: RefSeq, a predicted model, not a curated record